Verruconis gallopava is the source of this 3669-nucleotide messenger RNA. RefSeq lists its product as uncharacterized. The transcript has 2 exons. The record is from RefSeq and is a predicted model, not a curated record. Gene Ontology annotation, molecular function: ATP hydrolysis activity; ATP binding. Bases 468 to 3311 code for a protein of 947 amino acids. Lineage: Eukaryota; Fungi; Ascomycota; Dothideomycetes; Venturiales; Sympoventuriaceae.
AGACUAUGAGGCGGUUGUCCCACGUCUCUUCAGCUUGCAGUUGCCGGGGCGCUAGUAAGCUGAGGAACGGCGUGUCUGCCUGCGGACGUGAGCUUGCCUUGUGCAUUUAAACGCCCCGUCAUCCUCGACCACUUUGACGAUCGUCAAACCUGCCUGCUCGCCGUCUCCGUCGCCAGGAGCUUCCCGGCAGUGGUUGCCCGCCUGUUACCAGGAACAGCUUACCUCCUCGGCCACACCGGCUCGAAGUUCCGAGCCAUUGAUGUGACGUUCUUUAGAUACACGUUCGGCUUUGAGUCACUGCACUUCGGGACCAAGGAAAAGCAAAGUGCGAGGCGAACGCUUGGGAACAAGCCUCGAUCGCCACACCCAAAGCGUCCCGCGCCCUUUUGUGCUACAACACAGAAGCCUAUUCUCUAUUCCAACUUUUCGUUCGUAACUUCAAUCCGUAGAAGUGCAGUUUCGCAGACAUGGACAGAGAAGAAAUCGAGCAGUCUCGCGGAGAACAGAAGCAAGAAGUAGAGCUUGCGCAGCAUACUCCUGACACGGCCACCAUGGGGAGUGAGGGAACGGCAGCGGAGACUUCUGGCGCGUCUGAGUCGAAAAGUAAAGGCAAGUGCCUUCGGAAGCGCAAGCUAAAAACCAAAGGGCCAGGGAAGAAAUCAAAGGCAAAGGCAGACAGCUCGGAUGAAUCCUCGAACGAUGAUGACGAUUCUGAUACAGUUUCGUCGGAAUCAGAGUCCAGCGAUGACGAGAGCUCAGAUGACGACCGGAGAAGUAGACGAAAAAAGUCGAGCCGCAAGAUGAAGCUGAAAAAGUCGUCCAAGUCUAGCAAGAAGAUCAGGGUCAGCUCAGGAAGCGAGAGCUCGGAUACAGAAUCGUCUAGCUCUGAGUCCUCAGAAGAGGAGACACGGCGCAGGCGGAGGAGGAAGAAGUCACGGAGAUCAAAGAGCAGCUCGUCGAUAACAGAGUCCGACGCAGAGUCAGAGGCUCCCGUUGAGGAUGCCGAAGCGAGCCCAGACGUUUCCGCGGUCACAUCAGAGCAGACUCUGGUAAACCUGGCGACUCAUCUUGGACUAGAUCAUAUGAUCCGCAGAACAUCCACGAGUCUCUCCGCUCCAGUCCCUCCGACAAGAUCGCGACGAUCACGAAAACACAAGAAAGACAAAAAGAAAAAGGCCAAAAAGGGCACGAUCUCAGAAUUCAAGCGUGUAAAUCAUGUUUGGGACAACAACAUCCAUUGUUGGAAGACGACAGAGGAGGUUGAAGAAAAUACUGACGAGUAUGACGAGUACGCAUUCUUAGUCAAGCGACUGCAUGAUUGGGACGGUCAUUACACCCGUACGACCGUGGAUGUCAAAUCCAAGCAGCUCAAAGAAGUCUUGAUGGAAGUCAUGAAAGAUGUGCAGGGCGAGACUCUGGAGGCUGAGCAGCCAAGCAUCGAUCCGAACAUGCUUUUCAAUUUCCUCGAAGAACUACGCACACAUUACAAGAAGACUCUUCGAUCCCGACUGAAAAAGGAGAAGCGGAAGAAAGCUCGGAAAAACCUCAAGCUCAUGGUCACCCACUGCAGGCUGUUGGUCAAAUAUCUAGACGAGGAUUAUGAAGAAACCAAGAAGACUCUCUAUCCACUGCUUGAAGCGGGUAAUAUCACCUUUGACCUUCUAUGGGCGUUGUUUAAACCGAAUACCCUCGCUUACACCAGUACUUACGGCGAUCAUGAUAAUCCUCGAUGCUUCAAGGUUGACCGUGCGAUAAAAGAGAGCUCAUUCAUCAAGGGUGAUUGGUACAGCAUCGAAGGCCGCUAUCUAGAGUACGAUGGCAAGAACUACGGUCUGGGUGAUUUUGAAGCGACAGUAGAAGCAUUCAAGGGUUCGCGCAAGAUUACCAGCUUGUCCGUCUACCCCCUCAAGUAUCACAAGGAUCCGGAAUCAAUCAAGAAGCAGCUUAUUGAACGCGGCAAACGCUUCGUCACCAUGACCGGCCAGAAUUACCGAAACUUCAAAGGCCUUGCUUUCCAGAAGAAGCGAAAGGGCGUCGCAAAGUUCAAUAUCAACGGCCGUAUCAUGAUUGAUCCUGCCACCUUUCGACGCAUCAACGCGAAUUAUCCGAUCUCGUUGAUAAAACCUAAAGAUGAUGAAGAUGAGGAGGAUGACGGCUCUGAUGGAGGUAGCUGUUGCGGCUGCGGUAGUGGGGAAGAGUCUGGUGAUGAAAUUGUGCAGCAAAUCGGCAAAAGGCAUGGGAGAGAUCGCAGCGGCGAUGAGAGCAGAGAGAGGACGAAGCUCAAGAUCAUUAAGGAUGGCAAGGGCAAGUACCACUUUGUCAACGUUCCGGUUGAUGAUGACGGUCAAGAAAUGCAUCAGGAGAACUUGGACAAGAUUGCCAGCGACAGCGAUCCUGAAGCUCGCAGCUUCACGGAGGAAGAGCUGCUGAUUGCUUCACCUGUUGUUCUGGGCUUCGCGUUCCAGGAGAAGACCUGGCUUGAAUUUAGUCUCUCGUCGGUCACAGAUAUCGAAUGGAAUGACGAGGCAUAUAGCUCCCUUGUCUUGCAAGAAGAGAAGAAGCAGGUUGUCAAGGCCUUGGUCAGCGCGCACAAGUUUCAUGGCAGCAAGACUAUCGAUGACGUGGUACAGGGCAAGGGUAAAGGUCUCGUCUUUGUCCUGCAUGGUCCACCUGGAGUAGGCAAAACUCUUACCGCAGAGGGGAUUGCAGAGGAUCUGCGUGCACCGCUCUACAUGGUUUCCAUGGGCGAACUCGCUAUGGACAGCAGCCGCCUUGAAUCGAUGCUCCAACAGAUCAUGGACAUCGCUCAUUCCUGGGGCGCCGUGCUUCUCCUCGAUGAAGCGGACGUUUUCUUGGAGAAGCGCCAAACACAGGACGUGCACCGUAACGCCUUGGUUUCGAUCUUCCUCCGUCUGCUCGAGUACUUCCAGGGCAUCCUGUUCCUGACAACGAAUCGUGUGGAGACCUUUGACGAGGCGUUCCAGAGCAGAAUCCAUGUCGCCCUGAAGUACGAAGAGCUCAGCUUCCAAGCCAGCAGGACAGUGUGGAAGGAAUUCAUCGAGAAGGUGCGGAUUAAGGAGGGCUUACAGGUCAUGCCGUUUAAGAAUGACGAUCUGGACUACCUCGCGAGAAAGAAACUCAAUGGUCGACAGAUCAAGAACCUGGUCCGAAUCGCCCAAGCACUUGCUCUACACGAGAAGACUGGAAUGGCCAUGUCACAUGUCAAACGCGUGCUCGACGUCGCCGAGAGCUUCAACAACGAUCUCAAGGGUGGCACCGGAUAUCUCGAUGCCAUGAGAAGCUACACCUAACGGACCACCUCUCAGCCCAACUUUACCACAUCUUAAAGCAAUCAGACCGACUUGUUACUAUUUUGCACCUUUCUUUCUACUAGUUGGCGCGUUCGUGUGCCACACGAAUUGGAUAUAUAUGUACGCGAGUUAGGGGUUUAAUUCCACACUCUUCAGACAGCAGUCACGGCCUACUCUUCUUGUUGUUUUGCUGUCGUUGUUUUGGUCUUUCGUUAGGUGCAGUCAGGGACUUUCCAGAAUGCAUACCGGCUGGAGGAUCACGGAAGCGACGGUGUCUGGAUGUGCAAUUCGGGGUAUAUGAUACAGGUAGAUCACCAGACAUUGGAGAUAAUAACCAAAUGGAAGAAAUUAUUCUCCU